Molecule: messenger RNA, 891 nt
Organism: Homalodisca vitripennis (glassy-winged sharpshooter)
Lineage: Eukaryota; Metazoa; Arthropoda; Insecta; Hemiptera; Cicadellidae
Exons: 5
Coding region: 267-731 (154 amino acids)
Source: RefSeq, a predicted model, not a curated record
CCAGUUGUGUUUGUGAUAAGCGAGGAACUCUGUGGAUAGUUAGUUAUCAGUACGAAUUAGGCUGUCAGUCAUCAUACAGACUGUUGUUUUAAAACCAUGAACAUAACCUAUUUAACUUAACAUGUUAAAAUUAGUUUUAAAAUGAGUAUUUCGUGAAUUGCCGAUUUUAUUGCUUUGUGUAUGUAAAUUUAGUGUGUGAUAUAAAUUUUAAAUCGUACGUAUCUUGUGAUGUGUAUUGAACGUGUUCUGGUGUAUUUAUAAAAUGAAUGUGUGUGUAUUUGUGUAGGUCCUACAUGAUUCAUAUCCCACGACCAGUAUUUAUCAGCCAGCUGUCAUUUCUACGACAUGUUUCUGGUAAAGCCUUGGCAAUUUUGGAACAAGAUCUGAGCAAAUCACCUACCAGAGAAAAGGUUUUAAUAUUCAAUCUGCUAAAAUAUCAACAACUCGCUGAUAAGAUGGAUCCAAGAUAUUGUAAACAGGGAAAAGAAUAUUCCGAGAGGAAUGUGGAUGAGGCGAAAAAAGGAACGUGGAAGUAUGAAUUACCUGCUCGUAGACGAAGUAGAUCUGUAGAAAACGAACGAGAGAGCAAACCAAAUAAACGGGAGUUCAGGAGCAGAUCUCCUCAACGAGGAAGGGAAGAUGAAGCUGGUUCCAGGCGAAGAAACACAACUGAGGAGAGUUCCAGGGAUGUCAGUCCAUUGCGAAAGGUAAUGGGACGAUUGGGACUCUAGAAGCUGGGGCUGACUACGGGUACAUAUCACUUAAUUUAAGGUUUUCAAUCCGUCCUUACUCAGUUUAUGUAUACAUCAUCAUGAAUUGUUUUUAUUCUAGUAGUUUAAAUGUUAAAAAAGUGAUUGUAAUUGUAAUUUAAUUAAAAUAUUUCCAAUUCUU